AUGAAUACCAAUCAGCCCUUUUUCCCGACCUUCAAAAGCCAAGAACGACGUACGGCAUUACAAAUUAUCCAAGAUGAAGGUCUGGUCGGCAAGCUCGCUAAUAAGGUCUUCGUCGUGACCAGCUGCUCCAAUGGAAUUGGUAUCGAAACUGCUCGCGCUCUAUCCGCAACGGGAGCCACUCUCUUCCUGACCGUGCAAAAUGUGAAAACUUCCCAGGAAGCGCUCAAAGAUAUUCUCGAGCCUGGCCGUGUCGAGCUGGUGCAAUUGGAUCUUGCCUCCCUUGCCAGCGUGAGGGCUGCGGCAGCCAACAUUCUGAACCGCACCAGCGUGCUGAACGUCUUGGUCUGCAAUGCAGGAAUAAUGGCCACAUCUUGCGGUACCACGGUUUAUGGAUUCGAGCUGCAGUUUGGCACCAGCCAUCUGGGACACUUUCUCCUCUUCGAAUUGCUGAAGUCAAUAAUGCUUUCAUCCUCAACGCCGUCUUUCCACUCUCGGGUCAUCGCCGUCUCUAGCACCGGCCGUCGUUUCGAGGGCAUCAAUUUCGGAAACGAGGACUUUAAAUCCAAUCCUAAGGAAUACACGCCACGGGGAGCCUAUAGCCAGAGCAAGACGGCGAACAUCUACAUGACAAAGGAGAUUGAACGGCGCUAUGGUUCAAGGGGGCUGCACGGAGGGUCCUUGACUCCAGGCGGCAUAUUUGCGGGAAUAGGGAAGCACACCCUUGGGGAAGCCCAAGCUGACUGGCCAAAGAAUGAAGUGCUGAUGGAGGCCAAGCUGUCUAUUGAGCAGGGUGCAGCACUGACUGUAUGGGCCUCAAUUGGGCAUGAAUGGGAAGGAAAGGGGGGCUUUUACCUUGAGAAACUUCAAAGGGCACCUCUGCAUCCUGAUCCUACGGAUGGGGAAUACUUGCCGUUCAUUCCAGGGUACGCCCCGCAUGCUUUUGAUCAGGAGAAGGCAGGGAGAUUGUGGACCAAUUCUCUGAAGAUGGUCGGGCUCGAGAAUAGCGAAUAA
This is a messenger RNA of Hyaloscypha bicolor E, 1011 nucleotides long. RefSeq names its product short-chain dehydrogenase/reductase-like protein. NCBI's taxonomy places the organism in Eukaryota, Fungi, Ascomycota, Leotiomycetes, Helotiales, Hyaloscyphaceae. The record is from RefSeq and is a predicted model, not a curated record. Bases 1 to 1011 code for a protein of 336 amino acids. The transcript is spliced from 2 exons.